Messenger RNA from Gigantopelta aegis, 380 nucleotides. RefSeq names its product cytochrome b5-like. Gene Ontology annotation, cellular component: intracellular membrane-bounded organelle; membrane. The record is from RefSeq and is a predicted model, not a curated record. Gene Ontology annotation, molecular function: heme binding. Lineage: Eukaryota; Metazoa; Mollusca; Gastropoda; Neomphalida; Peltospiridae.
AUGUUGAUUUCCCCAUCUUUGCAACCAAUGUUGGAAAAACGUUACCCAGUGGGCAUGUCCAAAGAGGAAAUUCCUUCAUCUAGCAGACCAUUAAGAAAGAUUCCGUGGGAUGAAGUUAUUGAACAUAACAAUUCUGCCAUAUGGAUAGUGGUUCAUGAUAAAGUCUAUGAUGUGACAAAGUUUAUGGAAGAGCAUCCUGGUGGUGAGGAAGUCUUGUUAGAACAAGCAGGAAGGGAUGCUACUGAAGCCUUUGAGGAUGUUGGCCACUCACCUGAUGCUCGUGAAUUACAGCAGAACUAUUUAAUAGGAGAGUUAGCUGCACCUGGUACCAAGCCAAGUGUUCCAAUAAAAACAUCAGCUGAUCCUCCAGAAGGUGGAAG